Equus caballus (horse) is the source of this 1428-nucleotide messenger RNA. The record is from RefSeq and is a predicted model, not a curated record. Lineage: Eukaryota; Metazoa; Chordata; Mammalia; Perissodactyla; Equidae.
CAGAGCUCUGAGGGGAGGAGGGAAGUGGCUGCGCCCGCACCCCUGGGCCCAGUGCCCUGCUCCUGGCUCCUGUUCAUCUCACAGUCUCACUCCAAGGCCUCUUCCUGCAGGGGAGCCACACCCUGUGAACACCCUAGAGGACUUCAGCGUCCGCACACUCUAUGACAAGCUUGAGGACCAGAGCCUGCACUUGGUGGCCCAGCUGAGCAAGCACAGGAGCGACGCACUGGCCUUCUACAGGGGCGCCAGCCAGCAACUCCAGGGGCUCAAGGACUUUCUGCAGGGCGUCAGCAUGACCGAGCGGCAAGAUCUGGGCAGAGGUGGAGACCUGGAGAUGGGAGCCAAAGCCACUGCCAGGACAGACACUGGGCAGAGAGAGGAAUGGUGCAGUGGUCACACUGCAGCUUCUCCAAGGGUGCGCUGGCAGCAUCCUCUAGGCGGCACCCCCAGCAUGUCUCCACUGGGCUUUCAGUCGAAGCUCGACAGAAUGAUUGCGGCCCUGGCAUCUGCACUUUCUCACGCACGUGGGCAACCAGCCAGGGCCCACAGGAAGGCCUCCGCUCAGGGGGGUGAACAGCCUCUUCCCUCCUGUCAACAAGACCCUCAACUGGUGAGUGACACGCUCCUGAAGCCCCGGCCUCAGCCCUCGGAUGAGGAGCAUCAAAGUGCAAGCCCCCAGAAGACCCCAGGACCUGGACGGCUCCGUCAGGGUGAUGCCAAAGGAGGGGACACUGAGAGCCCAGUUUCCGGACACAGGCACGGAGCCUUUCCUGAGCUGCAGAGAAAGAUAUGGCAGGUGGAAGACAUCUUGGACGAACUGAAUAAAGAGUUCUUCCAGCUCACUGCUCAAGCCCUAGAGCUCCAGAAAGAAGAGCACCAGCCAGACCACCUGCCCCCAAGGAAACACAGUACAUUUGCGGUGGUUCCCAGCAUCUUCCCUCAUGCAGAGCAGGAAGACAGACCUAACCCAGCAGAGGCAGGCGGCCCAGACAGAAAGAGUGUGGGAACCUGGGCCCUGAAGAGCGAGCAGGCCCUGAUCCUGGCGGUGAGGAGAGCCUGCCUGGCUCAGAGGAUCGAAGGCCUGGACUGGGAGCUGUCCCUGCUCCUCCAGGUGGCAGAGGGCAGCACGUGUGCAGGAUGGAGCCAGCCCAGCCUGGGGAGACGCUGAGUCACCCAGGGUGCUGCGGCGGUCAUCUGUGGCAGUGCCUUCUCCACAAAGAACAUGGCCAGGUUACUCUGCGCACUCCAGGCAGGAAGACGUGGGCGUCGCAGGGGCCGCCCUGGCUGGGAAUGUGAGCUCGGUUAUGGCAUGCUCCUAUCUGGUAACACCCAGGUUUCUUUCAGAGCCUGGACCUCGGCUUGUGCUGAUUGCUAUCUGUGAUCCUUUGGGGUGAGGGAAAAUAAAGUCACACAGGUUGAGAAUAUCAA